Molecule: messenger RNA, 1466 nt
Organism: Dioscorea cayenensis subsp. rotundata (Guinea yam)
Lineage: Eukaryota; Viridiplantae; Streptophyta; Magnoliopsida; Dioscoreales; Dioscoreaceae
Product: PTI1-like tyrosine-protein kinase At3g15890
Biological process (GO): protein phosphorylation
Cellular component (GO): plasma membrane
Molecular function (GO): ATP binding; protein kinase activity
Source: RefSeq, a predicted model, not a curated record
GAAAAAGAACAAAGGAAAAAGUGGAGAGAAAAAGGAAAGAUUUUUUCGGUGUUUUUUUGUUCCCAAAUUCUCUGUUUGAUUGAUGGGAUUUCGAUCUUUGUUUUGUCUUGGUGGUGAUUCAGAUAGGAGGCAUCAGAAAAAGAAGAAGCCGACAACAUGGCGAAUUUUCUCACUUAAAGAGUUGCAAUCAGCAACUAAUAAUUUCAAUUAUGAUAACAAGCUCGGCGAAGGGGGUUUUGGGAGUGUAUAUUGGGGCCAGCUGUGGGAUGGGUCUCAGAUUGCUGUAAAGAGGCUUAAAGGUUGGAGCAACAAAGCCGAAAUGGAAUUUGCUGUUGAGGUUGAGAUUUUGGCCAGAGUUAGGCACAAAAACCUUCUCAGCUUACGUGGAUACUGUGCUGAAGGGCAAGAACGUCUCAUUGUUUAUGACUAUAUGCCAAAUUUGAGUCUGCUUUCACAUCUCCACGGGCAACAUUCCGCAGAAUGUCUUCUUGAUUGGGGCAGGCGAAUGAUGAUUGCCAUUGGAGCUGCUGAGGGUAUAGCCUAUCUUCACCAUAGUGCGACCCCUCACAUCAUUCACAGAGACAUUAAAGCAAGCAAUGUUUUGCUAAAUUCCGACUUUGAGGCACUAGUUGCUGAUUUUGGAUUCGCGAAGCUUGUUCCAGACGGUGCAACUCAUGUUACCACAAAGGUCAAAGGCACACUAGGCUAUCUUGCUCCCGAAUACGCCAUGUUAGGCAAAGCCUCAGAGAGUUGUGAUGUAUACAGCUUUGGUGUAGUUCUUUUGGAGCUUGUCAGUGGAAAAAAACCGAUAGAAAAGUUGAGCCCAACGUCAAAGCGAACAAUCACCGAGUGGGCACUUCCAUUGGCUCAAGAAGGUAAAUUCAAAGAGAUUGCUGAUCCAAAGCUCAACGGCAACUUCAUAGAGUCAGAACUGAAGAGAAUGGUGAUUGUAGCACUUAUUUGUUCGCAAAACCAACCCGAACGCAGACCGUCAAUGCUUGAGGUUGUGGAUAUGCUGAAAGGAAAUUCAGAAAAACUACUGAAUCUAGAGAACGAUGUUAUUUUCAAGCCUGAGCUUGCAGUUGCCGGGAAUUGUGAAGGAUUAUCAGGUCAAGAUGGUAAUAGUUCAGAGUGUAUAUCAGAGGAGAAGGAUUCCAAGUUGGAUGUUAAAAAUGGAGUCUAGUUCUCUAACUGAAGUUGAUGAACAUGUUAGUUAGAUUUCGAUAUUUGAUUAGGGGAGUGUAGAACUUCAAAAUGCAACUGAGUGUGAAGGUGCUGCUGAUUGAUUGCAAAUGUUUGGUUCUAUGGAAUGUGGUUUGUUGGAGUGUGUGGAAAUAUUUAUACAUUUUUUCUUUCUUCCUUUGAAUUGUAGUAUUUUUUUCUUUUCUUUUUUUUUUUCUUCUAAUAUAACAUGUGAAUUCUGUUCUGGCUUUGGUACUAAGUGUGCUUAUUUGGUUUGUUUGGUU